Molecule: messenger RNA, 3395 nt
Organism: Eleginops maclovinus (Patagonian blennie)
Lineage: Eukaryota; Metazoa; Chordata; Actinopteri; Perciformes; Eleginopidae
Gene: akt1s1
Product: AKT1 substrate 1 (proline-rich)
Exons: 6
Coding region: 513-1568 (351 amino acids)
Biological process (GO): negative regulation of TOR signaling; negative regulation of protein kinase activity; neurotrophin TRK receptor signaling pathway
Cellular component (GO): cytoplasm
Source: RefSeq, a predicted model, not a curated record
GCAGGAAAAGCUGUUUUUAAUUAUUGCUAGCUUGCUGCUGGUGUAGAGCCUAGCUAGGGGAGAGAAACCGUUGGAGAAUGUAGAAUACGUUUGACAAAAAAGAAGUAAAGUUUAGGAUUGAUAAACAUCUGGCAACGUUGAAGAAAGAAACUGAACAGGUAUCACCAGCAACUUGGCAACAUCUCUUCUCUCCCCUGGCUCUCAAGUGUUUAGUGACACCGGCCAAUUGAUCAUAUCUUAAAGACACCCAGUGCCUCUCUACCUGAUAGAUCACUUAUUUUCCCCGCAUUUGCUGAAAACUAACACCAGCAGGACAAAAGAAACAACAGUUUUUCAACAUUUGAGCAAAGUCAAAUACACCGCAGCUACCAAAGUUACCUGUUAAUAUUGUAUUACGUCCAAAUCCUAUCCUCUAUCCAAGCUAAACCUCAAACUCUUCAUUCAUCAGCAUUACUCAGUUCUCUCACCAGGUCUGGAUAUAUUAGAAAGUUGUAACACUACUUUGCACCAUUAUGGCCUCCAUUACCCAGUCAUCUGAGCCCGAGAUCCCAGACAACCACAAAGAAAGCUGGCUGGCACUACUUUCUGCUGCAGAAACAUAUUGCCAAAAGUCUGGCUGUGACCUCACCAUACUUACAGCCUGUAAGAAGUUCCGGUCAUCGGGUGGAGGUGAAGAUGGGAUAAAGAAACGGGAGAGCAGCAGUGCCUUUCCUAAGGAGUGUGCUUUCUCCUACAAUGUAUGGGGUCAAGGGUUUCUUGCUGAGUCGGCUCGACGCUACAUGGACGACAUCGGUGUGCUGCACUCCACGACCAUGCUAACAACCCAAAAGCACACACGCCAAGCAGGGAGAGAGGGAAGCACCAAGUUGGUUGUUGACCAGACCUCUGACCCCGGAAACAGAGGGAGCUUUACGGGAGACAGUGGGGUGGGCGGAGUCAGUCCAAACAACAGACUUUAUUCCCAGAGCUAUCCGUCAAUCUACAGCUCAGGAGCUGCGACCGGCCAGGGGGGCGGGCAGAACGACAACGGAGAGAGGGAAUGUGAUAAGUUUGCGAUGGAGGCCGAGCAGGGGAGACAGAGAUCUGGGAUUGAAGAUUUGGAAGAAGAGUGUGAGGAUGAGGAAGAGGAGGAGGACAUGGAUGAGAGGAGACCCUUUGGGCACGAAAGCGCUGGUGUCUUCUCCAUGGAUGAGGACUCUCUUUCCCGGGAAUGCGAGCCGUUCUUUGAGUCUGACGGGGAAGAGGAGAGCACUGAUGGCUCUUUGAGUGAGGAUGCUCCUCCGCCAACGCGUGGCAUGGCCAUGGGUCAGUCUGCAUACUCACACCGUUACACCAACGCCAUGGCUAUGGCCCGCUCGCUGCCCGUCUCCGUGCCUGUGUGGGGCUGCAAAGGAGGCAGAGCUCAAGGAGAAAACAACAGUGGAGAACGGGUGGGCUGUGCUGACCUGGAGCACAUCGCUGCCAGUAUGAAGGCCCUGCUGGCUCCUGGAGCCAAUGAUGGGACAGAAAUGUUUGGAGCCCUGCCUCGGCCCCGUCUCAACACAGGGGACUUCUCCCUCAAACACUAAGAGAGAGUGAGGCGAGUGGAGAGAAAGAGAAAGGGAUAGAGGGGGAGAGAGAGCGAGAUAAAGGUUGUCAUGACGGCCGAAGAUGGGUUGGCUGGCAGAUGUGACGUGCAGUAUGUGAAACAAUGUAAAAGCUAGUACCUCCAUUUACAUAUUUCUCACUAACAAAUUUAAACUGCACAUGCUUUGAGGAAAAUGUUGUUAUUAACACUAACAUUUAAACAUUUCAACACUAUACCCCCACCAACCUCAUCACUACAUGUCACAACACCAGCUACUACGCAACCCUCAACACUACAUUAGACACUAAAACAAUGUGUGUAGUAGUCCAACUGGCAUGGCUAAUUGGUAAUUGUUCAGCACUUGGAACUUGGAAGUUUGCCCUUUGGUAAGUUACCUGCAAAGUGAUAAGAUUUUGGAGAGCAGCAUCUGUGCUGGUUUAUCAUCAACUUUAGUACUACAUGCUAACGCCCUAGCAAACACCAUUUUGAGCUAUAGCCCCAAUAUUAUAAUGUGUAAUAGCUCUUAAGCUUGAUUCUCAAUUUCCUUAUAAGGAUUGUUUGAAACUGGGUUGAAAGUGCUUAUCCAUGCUCAGUGUAUAACCAACGACCACCAGUUUACAAGAACAGAGAGGACUACCAGCACCGGAGUAAAGCAAUGUACUGCUGUGGAGGGGAGCAGCAGCCAAAUGUAGUUUAGAAAUCUUCACAAAAGGCACAUCUAAUGAAAAAAACAAUAUCUGUUUAUGUAUUAUUAAGUGUACACUAUAGUUAGUAGGAACAAUUUUACUUUACUCUUCAAAUCCACCAGACUUAUUGAAAAAAAGGUUUCUACUGGCGUCACAGCAGUUUAUUUCUCUACUUCAGUGCUGGUACUUCUAUCAGUUUCUCGAAACAGGAGCGAUCCGACCCGAUCGCCUUCUACUAAAAGUUUUACACUGAGUAAUACAUCAUUCAAUUCCACUCACAAUCAGAACUAUCCCUUUAAACAAUUUAUGGCUAAGAGAGGGAGUCAGUUAGUUUUCUGAAACAUGAUAUAAAAUCUGUUUAAGGAACAGUUGAACAUCUUACUUUUAUUUCACUCUCUUAUGUCUUUGCUUGAAGUUUGGAGCAAUACUCGAGAGAUGGUAAACUUAACACAGACUGUAAGUGAAAAAAACAAGCUCUAUCUCAAUAGUACACCAGACAAAAACGGUUAAAUUGACUAAUUGGCGUGUUACUUUUAAGUUCCGAAGCAGAAAUCUCAAUUAUCAAGUUAAAAUCUGUAACUAUUCGUUACAGUGUAGUUAUUAGUCUCCCAGCCUAGCCCUAGCUCAUGGCCCUGCUGCAUUAAGCACAGUAUUUACUGGAGUUUAGCAUGAAGGACAAGAGCUGGUGAUCUCCCAGACCCCAUGGAUGUUUUUAGGCAUGCUCCUCUCGUUUAUAGAGUGAGUUAAAGUUGUACACCUCCAAAAAAAACACCAAUCUAUUCCUUUAAAGGGUAGUCUUUUCUUGAAGCUUGUGGCUGUUCAAAAUGUGAGUGGAGGACACAAGUUCCUCCUCAAAACAGGCCUAUUUGUACCUUUUUCUUUUGCCAAUGAAUGACUGACUGAUAGUAUGAUUGUAAAUCAAUACUGAGUUAUAGGUUGUUGUUUUUUUUUGCUCCAGAUAUCUUGUUGAAAUAACCGAGUGAAUGUGUGUGUGUGCGUGUGUGUGUGUUUGAGAAAGAGAGUGCUAAAUGGGUGGAUUUGAAAGGAAAAAAUGUCCAUCUCUGACAUUUCAAAAACAAACAAAUGUUCCGUUAAGUACUUUUAUGUUUCAAAAUAAAGGAGCAACACCGAGUAAAAAAAGA